AUGGCAGCCGGGCAGGCUCUUGUUAGGGCUCUCCAUACUUUAGGGUUUGUCAAAGUUACCGGUCAUGGAAUUGAAAAACAUGAAAUUGAGACUGCUCUUGCUUGGACCAAGAGGCUUUUUGAUCUGCCGUAUGAAGACAAGAUGAAAGCCCCCCAUCCCCCUGGAAACAUGCCCCACCGAGGCUACUCAGGAAUCGGCAGGGAGAAAGUCUAUUCCCCCACAGAUGUAGAGGCCAAUGCAGCGGCCGGCAAUAUUGCCCAAAAAUUGCGGAAGAUCUCUGACUUUAAGGAGAGUUAUGAGAUAGGAAGUGAGGACGAUCCCGUGCAGCAGAACAUAUGGCUACCCGAUGAUAUACUCCCUGACUUCAAGCGUCGUAUGACAGACCUCUACAAGAGACUGUCCGGUGUGAGUGAGGUCUUGCUUCAGGCCAUUGGUGUUGGCUUAGGCCUGAGCGACGAAGAACGUACCGCGCUUGAUAGGUUGAUUUCGGACCGCCAUUGCCAAUUGCGCCUAUUGCACUACCCUUCUAUUAGCAAAGAAAAGUUACAGAAUGACCUAAUAGCACGUCUACCACCCCAUACAGACUGGGGAACAUUUACGAUCCUUUUUCAAGACGGUGGCGGGGGAUUAGAACUAAAGCGCCCCCGAUCACAAGAAUUCCUUCAUGCGGAACCUGAAGACGAAACCUUUAUAUUGAAUAUUGGUGACAUGCUCCAACGCUUUACUAAUGAUUACUUUGUCUCUGCUAUACAUCGAGUAUCAGUUCCCAAUGUCGAUGAAGUACCAGAGACGGGUAUCCCCGCUCGCUACUCCAUUCCUUUCUUUACUUGCCCCGACUUCACUCACGUGGUAGAAACUCUACCACGCUUCGUUACGAAUGGAAACCACAGCAAGUAUGAGCCAGUCAGGUUUGAUGAAUACGGUUCAAUCGUUAGCAAAUACCAAUACGCAGGAGACGACAUGUAA
This is a messenger RNA of Daldinia vernicosa, 966 nucleotides long. Its product is annotated as Clavaminate synthase-like protein. The record is from RefSeq and is a predicted model, not a curated record. The transcript is spliced from 5 exons. Bases 1 to 966 code for a protein of 321 amino acids. Lineage: Eukaryota; Fungi; Ascomycota; Sordariomycetes; Xylariales; Hypoxylaceae. Gene Ontology annotation, molecular function: dioxygenase activity.